This is a messenger RNA of Varanus komodoensis (Komodo dragon), 12373 nucleotides long. RefSeq names its product calcium voltage-gated channel auxiliary subunit beta 4 (gene CACNB4). The record is from RefSeq and is a predicted model, not a curated record. Bases 296 to 1756 code for a protein of 486 amino acids. Gene Ontology annotation, molecular function: high voltage-gated calcium channel activity; protein binding. Gene Ontology annotation, biological process: regulation of voltage-gated calcium channel activity; neuromuscular junction development; chemical synaptic transmission. The transcript is spliced from 13 exons. Lineage: Eukaryota; Metazoa; Chordata; Lepidosauria; Squamata; Varanidae. Gene Ontology annotation, cellular component: voltage-gated calcium channel complex.
GGGUCUCUUGCUGGCUCUGUCAUCAGUCCUUGGUUGGGGAAAACGGUUUUGCUUUCAUGCUCUGUGUUUGGGAGGCAGAUAAAAUGCCAGGUCUGGGUUGCCUCUAGGGAUAACCUUCCCUCCUAUGAUGUGAAUGGAUAGCAUCUUGGCUGGGGGGAAAUCCACAGGAAAAAAUUGAAAAGGCAGGCUGAGUGGCUCUGUCUAGGCCUUUCCCUGCAUUUUAAAUCCUAGCUGUGGCUUUUGUAGGGAUUUCACUUUUGCCUUGAGAAGGGGUUCUUUGGAUUAUCAGAUCUCCAUGUAUGACAAUUUGUACCUGCAUGGAUUUGAAGACUCUGAAGCGGGAUCAGCAGAUUCAUACACAAGUAGACCAUCGGAUUCUGAUGUCUCUCUGGAAGAGGACAGGGAAGCAAUCCGCCAGGAAAGAGAACAGCAAGCAGCUAUUCAGCUUGAAAGAGCAAAGUCAAAACCAGUCGCAUUUGCUGUGAAGACGAACGUCAGUUACUGUGGGGCACUGGAUGAAGAUGUUCCUGUACCAAGCACUGCCAUCUCUUUUGAUGCUAAGGAUUUUCUACACAUUAAAGAGAAAUAUAACAAUGACUGGUGGAUAGGAAGAUUAGUGAAAGAAGGCUGUGAGAUUGGCUUCAUCCCAAGCCCACUAAGGCUGGAGAAUAUUCGGAUCCAGCAGGAGCAGAAGAGAGGGCGUUUUCACGGAGGGAAAUCAAGUGGAAAUUCUUCUUCAAGCCUGGGAGAAAUGGUGUCUGGCACAUUUCGAGCUACACCCACCACCACUGCAAAACAGAAACAGAAAGUGACAGAGCACGUGCCUCCCUAUGACGUAGUACCAUCCAUGAGGCCUGUCGUGCUAGUUGGCCCCUCCCUAAAAGGUUACGAGGUGACAGACAUGAUGCAGAAAGCCCUGUUUGACUUCCUGAAGCACAGGUUUGAUGGGAGGAUAUCAAUAACUAGAGUGACAGCUGACAUUUCUCUUGCUAAGAGGUCUGUUCUAAAUAAUCCAAGCAAGAGGGCAAUAAUUGAGCGGUCAAACACAAGGUCCAGUUUAGCGGAAGUACAGAGUGAGAUUGAGCGAAUUUUUGAAUUGGCACGGUCCUUACAACUGGUUGUUUUAGAUGCAGAUACAAUCAAUCACCCAGCACAACUUAUUAAGACAUCCUUAGCUCCGAUUAUUGUCCAUGUUAAAGUGUCAUCUCCAAAGGUCUUGCAGAGACUGAUCAAAUCAAGAGGAAAGUCACAAAGCAAACACUUGAAUGUUCAGUUGGUUGCAGCAGAUAAACUUGCACAAUGUCCACCAGAAAUGUUUGAUGUCAUUCUGGAUGAAAAUCAGCUUGAAGAUGCGUGUGAACACUUGGCAGAAUAUCUUGAGGCCUACUGGCGUGCCACACACACUACCAGUAGCACACCCAUGACACCUUUGCUUGGAAGAAACCUAGGCUCCACUGCACUAUCCCCUUACCCUACUGCAAUCUCUGGAUUACAGAGCCAACGUAUGAGGCAUAGCAACCAUUCUUCGGAGAAUUCUCCAAUUGAACGGCGAAGUCUAAUGACCUCUGAUGAAAACUACCACAAUGAAAGGGCUCGGAAGAGCAGGAACCGAUUGUCUUCCAGUUCCCAACACAGCCGAGAUCAUUAUCCGCUUGUCGAAGAAGAGUACUCCGACUCAUACCAGGACUCAUACAAACCCCAUAGAAACCGAGGAUCCCCUGGAGGAUAUAGCCAUGAUUCCCGACAUAGGCUUUGAGUACAAGGACCUAGGGGGAAAUGGUAUUCAUUAUUUGCCAACUUGCCAUAACAUAGUUAGGCCAAACCAAUCACCUUGAUUUGGCAGAUGGGGCAUGGUUUUACUGUGCUUACAGGCUGCUGCCAUUUAAUGCUAUAAAUGGGGCAAAACAUAGAGAUCAUGCCCUUUAUGCUUAGGAAGAAAUGCGUUUGCUCAGUCACUUAGGUGUGUUUUCUUUCCAGUGUAGCAUUUGAUUUCAAACAGUAUCUUUGCUUUUCAUUAGGUAUUAUUAGACACAUCAAUUUGUAACUUAGGAUACCUGUUGAGGCGCAUAUAAAAUAAUUUCCUGCACUGGAAAUUCCAAAUGACCAGUUCCAGUUGGAACCAAUUUAUAAACCAAUUCCUGUUGGAAUUUGGGAGAAAUUGACUGGAAAGUCAAGCUGAGCAUGUUGCAGUCAGUUAAAAAAUAAUUUAAAAUGAAGAAGAAAAUUACAAAAUCAUUAUAAGCAAAAAUAAAAAUAAAAGCUAGUUCUUGUCUACUGGAAGGUGAAUUUAUAUAUAGAUAUGGUUAGAAUAAGUAAUUUUAAUGUAUUUAUUUCAGACUAACCAAACACAAAACAGUUAAUAGUGCCAAAAAAUAAAACAAAAAACAAAUGAAUGGAGCAGUCAGAACACUUUCCAGUUUAAAUAUCAGUGUUUUUUUUUCUCCCAGCAUAUAUGUCAUGGAAAAACUGUAUUGUGUUGAUACUUCUUUCAUUUGCUAAUUUAAUGACGAUAUAAAAUUAUUUUAUCAACUUGAAAUAAAGUCGGAAUGAAGACAAACACAGCAUUUUUUAAAAGGCUGAAGUGGCCCACACUCCCUGCCUUGAAAAGAUGCUUGUCGUCACAAUUUGCGCCUUCAGAAUUCAUGGGGGUGGUUGCGCAGGAUUCUGCCUGGUGCCUUACUCCCCACCUUUCACAUGUUCUGUGGAAGGUGCAAACUGUGCUGUAGGUGCAUGCAAUUUCAUGCAGGAAGGCUCUUCUGCACAGUUAGAAAGCCUGAAUGGCACGCACGGUAGAACUCUGUUCAUCCCUUUCCCUGGCUAUUUCCUCAGCUCCACCCUGUACUCCUGAAUGGAUUUUGAAGGUGUAAACAGAACUUUUGUCUUCACUUUAGCAGCAGGAAGAUUCCAGAGAUUCCAGUUCAACUGGAUUUGCAAAAGUUUGCAAAUAACAUUAUCUUUUCUUUCACUAGCAGUACUAUCCUCUAUCAGCCACAAGGCUCAUACUUUUCUUAAUGUUCUAUUUUGUCAAAGAAAGAUUGGCCUUGUACUAUUUUUAAGAUGCAUUCAUGCUAGAAUUUAAUCCUGUGCACUAAUAUCUCCAGAAGUAGUAUUGUAUCAUUGUUCCUACCAAAGAGCUUAUCACAUGGUAAUUUAUCAAAAAGAUUUAUCAAAAAGUCAUGGUAGCCUGUUCCAUAUUAAAAGGGAAAUGGACUCUAUGGACUUGGCAGCAGAGCUAUUCCAGCCAGUUGAAGCACUGCAAGAAGAUGUACAUGAGGUGAGAUGUUUUGGUGAGGAUGCCUCUUGGUUGUGAGUGCUUGCCUUCCCAUGCAGUGCCUACACAUGGCAAAUGAUUUUCUUUAUUGUGUUACAAAAUACAAUGUACUGUUCUUCUAGUCUGAAUGCAUCACCUCUCACGUACAGCAAAAAUACUUCAAAAUUGUAUACAUGGAAGUCAUGUCUUUUGUUUUUUCUUCCUGAUUCAAAUCCCUUUGUACUAUGUUACAUAUACAAAAUUCCUGCUUAUGUUGGUGUCCUCGUGCACAUCAGUGUUAAGCAUAGCUCAGUACACACUGCCCUUUGCAUGGACAGGUCUCCUCUUCCUCCUGAAGUGCAGUACUUGUAGUAGCUUCAGUUCAGUACCAGAAAUCCCUCUUCCAUGUGAGGGAAGCUGCUUGAGGAGAUGGAUGCUCACCCACCACCCUUGUUUUUAAAGAUGUAGGAGAAAUGUCUACUGCAGUGCUAGAAAACGAAAAGCAGAAACAUGCAGAUUCUAAAAUAAAUAUGCAAAAUUUAUUGAAGCAAAGGGGCAUUGUUACAAGGAAAGGUGCAACACACCUGCAUCUAGAAGAAAUGUAAAAAUUCCUUAUAGAAAUCACUAUAUAUACCUUGAUAUAGAAAACAACUAGAAAACAAGCUAUAUCAAAAAGAACCACUAUCUUGGGAAAGACUGGGCAUAUUUGUUGAUGUGUAGUUUAGUUUAUUUGAUGGAUUAAGCUGAAAUAAUUUCCAAGAUCAUACUUUACCAUUGGGAAUAGUUCUUCAGGACACCUAAUAAUAAAAUAACAUAAAUUGCUAGAGAGGAUUAUUCAAUUUCUUAAAAACAAACCCCACCUUCCAUCUCUCAGGCACUCAUGAGUGUAUCAAGAAGUUUGGAGUACUUCCCAGUGAGAUACAGUCCUAAAAUGUGGUACACAUGUAGUUCAAAUUUCCCUGAUUGGUAGCGGGGAAAAGUCUGAAUGUAAAAAAUUUAAACAUAUCUCUAAAAAUGGGAGGUGCCACCAUGAUCAAGAUAUUUCAAUACCACUGACAUUUGGCACAUACAUAUGGUGAGGCGUGCUGAUUACUAGAUACAGAGACCAUGAAGAAGACAUUUAUACAUUUAUCCCUACAAAUGGGAUGGGGAAAGGACUACAAGUAUACCUCCAAUUAUAAAGUCACAUUGAGGCAUGAGAAAACUGAUACAUAAUCCAAGCCAUUCAGAUGACUAAUAAUUGACAUUUUCAUAUUUAAUUAUUGAAAUGUAGGGCACAACAUCUGUCUCAUAACAGAGACUUCGAAGAAGAUUCCUGUUUUGUUUUAACAAAGUGCCCCACUGCACAUUGUGGUGCAGGCUGAGUUGUGGAAGCUCUAUUAGAUUUUGAUUUGGGAGAGGAAGAGUUUCCAAUAUCAACAAGGAACAUCCACAUGUACAUGCAUAUACCAGUUUCAUUUGCUAGUCUGUGCGAUAUAAAAGAAAUAUAUACUGCCCUGACAUGUUCACUCACAGAACAUUAAAAGCUGUUACAGAUGGGCAGAAUCCAAUGAGCUGCAUGUUACCCUAGGUACCCUGGUUACUAGAAAAGUCUGAAAAGGACGUUCUUAUAUAUGUCCAUCAAGGCUGAGGACAUGAUGCUUACUUCAGAGUGGAGACCAGCGCUCCAACACAAACUCACAUAUGGGCACAGUAUAACUGGUGGAAAUGCAUUGUCUCGCAUCAGUCUUGGGAGAAUGGAGUGGAUUUUAGUAGCAGCCAAGAACUCUUUCUAAAAAAUGAUUGUUGUAGCUACUGCAAUUGAGUUUACCUAUGGUAUUGCAUAUGGCUUGUAACCUGGCUGGAAUGUCUGGAGAUGCUAUAUUUAUAUGAGCGUUUGCUGACCUGCUUCUGCGUGGAUAGUUGUGGCACUUUUAUGUAUGAACUGAAUCUGUGAAGUAGAGCAAAUUCAUCCCAUAGAAUAUGAACUAUAAAGGAACAUUUGAACUUGCUGUGAAUUUCCAUUCUCGGGUUCUAAGGUGGGGCUGUCUGUAAGUUUGGGAGCAGCCUCCUGAUUGGCAGGCAGGGCUCCAGAUAUAAGCAACACAAAGUGGGAGAGGCAUAGAAGAUGCAGCUUUAGCCCUCAUGUGAAAAGCACAUACAAAAAUCACAAAAAAGCCAUGAGGUAUAAGUGCCCUAACUGACACACAUUAAAGGGGAAAUGCUGGGAAAUCCUACUGGACUCAACCUCAGCAUUGGAUGCUGAGAUGUCCAGCAAAAGCAAAGCAGAGGCUCCUGACUCAAGCAUCUGUCUCUGAUGUUCACAUUCAGAUUUUUACUUCCUUUCAAUCUCAUUCUUACUUUAUUUUUAAGGGGUGGGAACUCCUGAGAAUAUAUAUAUUCACUGUUAAGUUCUUUUUUCCCCCUUUCCCCAGUGGUCCCAGGGUAGAACAGUCUAUUAGUUUCAGAGAAACAGUACAGCCUUGUGGUGGGAUUAUAUUCUCUGAUAUACUAAACACAACCAUUGGGAAGAUACAUCAAUUAACUGCUGCAUUAAAGAAGGUAAAUGUAUUGAUACAAUAGUGCCUACUUCAUGGCCUGCAAUGGCUUUCCUAUUUACCAACCAACUCAAGGCAAGUUCUUGCAUCUGGAAGGUGCAGAAAUUUUCAAGGAAUUAAGUGUAAUGCCUUUCAGUAGGAAAUGAUUCUGGGACAGAUCAAUCAGUCUAAAGUUUCCUAUCCAUAUAGUCACAGAAACCCCAGAAUUCAGCUAAGAUUUCCAGCAGAUAAGAACAAGAUUUAAACUUUCUGGCUCCCUGAGAAAACUAAGCAUCUGUUUCCAGCAUGGGUUUCAGCUCCUGGGUGGCAGUCUAGUGCUGAACACUAGAGGGAGAGGGAUGGGUAGCUGAAGGGAGGGGAGCCACCAACCAUCUCCAUUUUGACUACCUCAAAGGCCAGGCUUCAGCGCUGCCGGUUGCUCCUUGCUGCUUGCGAAUCCAGCACCUCUUGACAGGAAGGGAAGUAGUAGUUGCAGCUUUCCUCUUGCUUGUUUUUGUUUUGUUUUUUAAGGAUCGGAUAGAGACAGGGUUGUCCUUUUUCAUUCUGUUGUACUUGAACUGCUGGGCAAUAGUGUGCUGUCAUUUGUCUUUUGCCACACUUCAUGGUUUCACUCCAUGAAGACAGACAAAGAGUCGCUUUCUCUCAGGAAAAAAUGGAGAGAGAGCUGCCUAUACUCCAUGUAACACUGCAGUAGGGUUUUGGAGGUGUUCUGUAGCUUCUUGCCACGAAAGAAGAGACAUCAGCCUCUUAGGAAGGAAAACGGCUCCUUAUUCUAGAGGUGAAUGCAACCAAGGCCCGUUGCCUCCACUUAUGAGUAACAUCCAUCUUAAGUACUACCAGAACAGGCUGCUGCUGCCUCUGACUCCCCUCUCUGCUGGGACGCAGGAAGUCCCUCCUUGAAGUAUGAACCCUCAAAUCACCAGCCCCAGUUUACCAAACUUACAGAGCCUCAGUGCUCUUCCCACAUUUGUAAGAGGAGGGAAGGCUGUUGCCACUUCGGGAGGAAGAACUGACAACUGCAUGCCUGACUGGCUCUCUGAGUGGGGAAACAGAAGGCUGGAGCAACUCCUAGUAACAUUGCCAAGAGGGAGAACAGUAAGAAAACUAGGAUAGGCUCUAGGAAGUGACUUUUUGGAUAUUACUCACAGCUCCUUCACUGCUAUCUUGGUUUCCAUGGGCUGUAGCUGCUGCUAGGUGCCAUUUUAUGGCUGUCGCAAGCUGACGAACAUGGAGUGGAGUGGUGGCCCCCAAGUUACGAUUGAGGAGAGUGAUCAUGGGGACUGGGCUCUUCCACCACCUUCACAUUGGUGCCCCACUGCUGUGAGGCACCGUGGAACGCCAUGGGAUGCACAUGGUGGUAGGUCAUGGUGGCCGAGCAACCGCUUUGCCCCAUUCCCAGCCAGAUCAGGUGGUGGGGAGGUGAAAGAAAUAUGCAGCUUCCCUUGGUUGGGCACUGGCGGCUUUCCUGCUCUGCUUGAGAGGAGGAGAAACCAAGGAGUGUGCCAGGAACAGAAGGCCCUCUCUGUUCGGCAAUGUGCUUUCCUCAAUGGGACUCUCUGCUCAGACUUUGGGGAUCCAAGCACAGCCAAGCCCCUACCUAAAAGGGGGGAUUUUUUCUACAGGUUAGUAAGUUGCUGAAAUGCAUUUCAAAUAGUGUUACAAAAGCUCUUGUUACCUGCUGGCCAGGCAAGAGCUGUGAGGAGAAGCCCCUCUAGUGUUUCAUGCUAGAACCCUGUUUGCCAACUGAAAAGAGGGGCUUCCCAAGACAUAUAGGCUGCAUUACCCUGGAACCACUGGAGAUUCUAAAGUUUGAACUGUGAAAUUAUAUUAUGAAAGCAUUAUUCACAGUGAGCACAUUCAGAGGGUAUUUUUAAUUUAGGCAGUUUAUUUCAUUUUUAUACCACUCAAUAGUCCAAAGGCAGUUAUGACUAUAGGAUGCUCUGUAAUCUACAUGGUCCUUCCGGGUGAGGUUUUUCUUGCGCUAUCCAUGGGCCUCAAGCCUGCAAUUUUAUGCACCAAUAAAAGGUAUUUUUAAAAACCUGGUUCUAAGAGGAAAAAAUCUCAGGUUGGGGAUGUACUGUUUAGUCCAAGAAGCUUGACUUAGAACUGACUUAGUUUUAACUCCUUGUUCCUCUUUGAGAUAGGUUUUGUGUAGUUUGCUUUUUAAAGUACUGUUGAUGCAACAGUCCUAAACACAUUUACUAGGUAGAAAUCCCAAUAGUAGGUCAUGUGUGGAGUUAACAGCAUAUAGGAUUGCAAAGUUCAAAGUAUCUAAAAAGAGAAAGCAAGCAAGAUAUGCAUUUAAAAAAAAUCUAUAAAUUGAUGUGGACUUGGAAGAUGGGCAGUUGCUACUUCGUAUUACAGUUGCUGUCAAAUACAGAUCUUUUAACCUUAUGUUACCACAUUCUAUAAUGCACUCAUUACUGUAUUUGAUGGGCUAGCUGGGCAAAGAAUCUUAUUUUCGCCUUCAAAAAAUACUGUUGUUUGAAUGUUGGGCAAAUGAGAGAUGUGCUCAACGAAGGUGCUUUUGUUAUGCAAGAUAUCUGGAUCCCUUGUAGCAAUUGAGCAACUCUGCAUUUACUGUACAAAAAAUAUUUUCUGGAAUGGCCCUUUGUGAAAUACGUGCUUACUGGUGAUAACACCCUUAACUGCUAGGAGAAAACGCUAGUAGAAAACAACAACGCACAGCAGUCCUGAUAUGAAUCUAGUAGUUGUGCCUAUAGGAUUUAAAAGGAUAAAACUGGUGAUUUCAGUACUUAGGAUAUAUUGCUGCCUUAUGUCUAAUGACUGCCUUUUCCAUUUUCUGAAAAUUAGAAACCUGCUUUAUUUAUUUAUUUAUUUAUUUAUUUUAAACGGCACAUGUUUGCAAUCAAACUUAAGUAUUACAUUAGCAUGCCUUUUAUCCAGGAUGACUAAAUUAAGGUUGUGGCUGUAACAAUUUAUUUAUUAUUAUAGACUACAUGCUAGAACUUUUAAAAAGGAUUUCUUACAGUAGCACUUUCAAAUCUCCCUACCCCACCUUACUCAUUAGAAAACAGCACUCUUACGAAUGGCCCAUUUAAGAUUAUCAUGUUUUAUCUUAAUACACUGGUAUAUGCAUGAUCCUUUUGAUCACAAAUAUAGCUUAUUCUUUCGUCCUUUUGUGGUAUACAGCAAUUAAAUCCACAAGCCUCCAAUUAACUAUAGUUCCCCGUUUCAUCCAAGCAGGGCAAUUAUGGUUACUAAGUUGAGAACAAGCUAAGAACUUAAACCAAACAAAAGACUUGUGCGUAUGUUAAUUUUUGAAGUCAUGAUUAUGACUAAUCUGAACUAGGCCACAGUGUAGUUAUUCUGUCAAAUUAUGGUCAUGCUUAUGCUAAAUAUGAACAUGAAACUGAUCAACUUCUGAAUUUCAAUAUUUUGUUCAUCAGUUUUUAAACCAGAGAAAGAAUUUCAAGCCAGGGAAAAGUAUUAUUUGUGUUAUAUUUAUUCAAAUUCGAAUAGUAUCAGCACAUAGGAUUCCUGUGUAAUAUUUGUAAAAUUGAAGUAGAGAGUGUUUUGUAAAUUUUGAUUCUGAGCCACUCCCAUUACCAACCCUGAUUUUUCUUGCAUAUUUUUAUGGGUAACAACCAAAAAGUUACAAAACAAUGAGCAAGAUUUUGAGUUCUCCAAAAUUAUUCAUUAAGCUGAAUGCUAAGCAAAACAGAUGGUAAAGGGUUUAGGAAAAAGGCUUUAUUGGUAUUGCAGCCAUAAAGUAUGCACUAAUCUCAAGUUCAUUGUUGUAAUAUUAGAAGAUAUGUGUCUAUGCCAGUUGCAAUGAAACUUGCACUCUGGCAUUUACCACUACACCAUUGAAUAAACUUGGUCUAUCAUUGCAAACUGGUUUGAUAAAUAAUUAUUUCUUUAAAAGAAAAAUCUUGCAGGACUGAUCUUUAGAACUAACUUCUGAAACUCAAAGUACUAAUUUUCUUUCUAUUUAAUUCCUAUGAAUUUCUGGUAGAUAGGUUUUACAAAAAAUGAUUAACUUGUCCUCAGAGUUUGGAACCAAUUAACAAACACAUUUUUGAUGUUUGUCCCCCUUGAGUAAUUUCUUGGUGAGAGAGACUAGAAAUAGAAAUCAUCCAGUUUUCUGUAGAACCCAAAUUUUAGUAUUUCUGGCGUAUACAAGUCUGAGAACCCUGUAUCUAAAGAAUAUAACUUUAAAGCUGCAGUGAAGUUGUCACUUUCCAGAAUGCAGUCUAAAACAUGCUCAGAAAUCAGCAUAUAGCAGAUACUCAGAUAUUUAAAGUGCAGAACACUAUAGGAAAAAAGAUGGUGGGGUAUACAGCUGAAUCCACCAUUAACACGCAUUAACACCAUUAGGAAACUAAUGUUUCCUGGAGCAACCUGAAAAACAUGCUGAUCUAUUUGUUUCCAGAGUGGGGCAUGUCAGAGGUGCUCCCUCCUUCUAAUCCUGGUGGCCUGUUUUAUUCCAGCAAUGAUUAUGUUGGCUCAUUUCGCCACAUAGGCUGCACUAGAUGCUGUCAAGGCACCGCCUGGCUGGAUCAGACCAAAGUCCCACUAAUCCAGCAAUCUGUUUCCAGCAGAGCUCGGAGGCACUCAGAAGCACCUAUGUAUUCGGAGGUACACUGCCCCUGAUCACAGAGGUUCUUUUUCUUUGUCACGGUCAAUAGCCAUUCAUAAACAUGUACUCUGUGAAUUUGUCUCAUUCUCUUUAAGAAGCCAUCUAGCCUAGUGGCUGCUACCACCCACAGAACCGGUGGCCAUGAACUCCAUAAGUUAGUUACACACUGUAACUGGAGCACACCAAAUAAGUGUGGACAUCAUUGCAGCUUCAGUGAGUUUUGCCUGAGUGGCUGCUGCAGGACUGGGCACUAGAAUGGCAGCAUGACCUGCCAUUUCUACAUAUAUUUUAUGCUAUAUCCCAAGAAAGCAUUUUAUGAUACUCUUUAUGUCUUGAUUCUGUGUGCUACAUAUUCAUCUGCAUGAAAGAGAAGGCAUUAGGAAAAACAUUUCUUACGAGUUUUACAAGUUCCUUUUCUAUCCUCAUUAGCGUAUUAAUUACCGUGAAUGCACUAAAAUCUAUAAAUCUAGACUAGAAAGUUCUUUAUCUUUAUUCUCUGGUAGCACUAUUGACCAGAUCAUUUAUCUGCUUGAAGGUAUUUGCAUUUUAUGGUGGAUAGCAACAAUAGCCCUCCACAUAUUGCCUUUGCAAAUAAGACUAUGCUUUUAGCAUUUCAUAAGGAAAAUAAUUAGUUCUAAAGCCUUUUGGAACAUUAUUUUUUUUAAGUCUUCCUUGACAAUCAAUAAAAGGGAAAGAUCCACACUAAGAAUCCUCAUAACGUCAUUAUUGUUUCAAGUGGCAAAUGUAUUCUUACAUACUGGUCUUAAGAUAAUUAUCUUUUAAUGGAGUCCUCUUGUCCUCUUCUGGGCAGGCGCGAUUUGAACAGUGCCAAUUUCAGUUUUAUUUGCUAGUGCCUGCAACUGGUCCAUAUUCUGCGAAUGCCUAUACAAGAAAUAAGUGAUAAAACUCAUAGUUUCCUUUAUACAUAGCAGGGAAAAACACCAAAAAGAAAAAAGUUUACACUGGGCUUGAUUUAGUAUAUUGUGGGUCCAGAAGACCCCACACUUAUUCUAUCUUUGCUCAGUCUUUUCAUUUGGUCAAGGAGUUCUGAGACAAUGUUCCCUGAGUGAGCACAGGUGAGAUGGCUGGUCAGAGAUGAAGAAGAUACACACAGACCCCUCAUUUCUUGCGUUGGCCGUGUGUGCUGCUUCUACAUGGUAGACCAGAGUGAGUCCACAGUACGUAAUAGCACAGUUUUGGAUUAAGAGAAUGCCUUCCCCCCUCCUCUUUUUAAAAUGCACUAUAUUAAAAAAAUAAAACUAUGACUGAGUCAGCCUAUUUAAACUUUAGAAACCUACAUUAGUUGUACAACAUUGCCCAGCCAUCUCAUCCUUUGUUAGGCACUGGUUUUCUGUAAAGUUAGUGUAGCCCUGAAUAAAUAAGGCUAUGACUGCAAUUCUAUGCACACUUAACUUGGGAAUCAGCCCAAUUGAAUGUAGGGCUUACUUCCAUGUAAACUUGCAUAGGAUUGGGACUGCAUGACUGAUUUUCUAGUCUUAUAAAUAUAAGUCAUUACCAUAGUAUUACUAUGCUUCUUAUAUUGAUCGGGUUCCUAAAAUGUUACGUAUAGCCUAUAUACAAGUAUUGCAGAAUGUUUAAGAAUGCGUCUCUUUGUUUCCUUUGUAAGACAUUUGGGGGUUGGCUAUCAAUUAUUUGAUAAAAACUGUCUUGUUAUUAUUGCCUUAGCGUACAUCUACACACAUUUUUAAAGUGGUCGGAAGUGCAUUGGCUGCACUCUUGAUCCAACAGAACCCUCGCCACUCUAAUAACUGAACGAGUAUUUAAAAGUUCUCUUCUUUGUUACAUGGAUUGUUUCCCUCUGCCUUGAUCGCUUUGCCAAAUUGUAUUUUAAAGAACUGAUUGUUAGAUUCUUUUGCAACUUGUGUAGUUAAAGGUUUUUCUCAUGGCAUGUACACUUAAGAACUGGAUAAUGUUUUGGAUCCAUACCGUUUAUUAAAAUAAACUCUGCAGAAAAAGAACGUA